AUAAUACAGAGAGCUAUUGCACCAGUUGUUACUAAUUGUUAGCGCGACGUCCCUGAAAAAGCCAAUAAGUACAACGAUAGACUCACGAAAUCUGUUAACAAGUAGGUGGAUCGGUAUUGAAGUGUCGGUGUUCUCACCUGUGAUGGACGUGGUCGUCCCUGUCUGCCAUUGCCGACAUAUAUUAUCACUAAAAGCAAAGAAAACUUAAGCUAGUCGUGGUCCGUAAAAGCGUAGUCCACAAUGCUCAAGAAUAAAAAAGAAAUACCUAAAGGCGAAGGGGCUUAUUAUUAGACUAUCAUCUCUCACAAAUGGCCAGAAACCCGCCGGGAAAAAUCUAGAGCAAGGAAGCACUUCAAUUCCGUGCAAGACACGCAAACGAGUCAACUGGUGAUAGUUUGUUGUGCCAGCGCACAUAGACACGCAAAUCCGUUUGGAUUUUCCGACGCCCGUUCGCAUUUUCUCUACGGCGGAAUAAACAGUUGCGUGCACGUGCAUGCUAUAUUUGAGUUCGACGAACACGAGUCGCGCGGCGGCUCGUUGUAGAUACUGAAAGUGCAGCUCCGCUUGGCACGGGCUUUUUCCCCAAGCAGCUACAACUAGCAUAAGAAAGCCUGACGACGGACGCUUCACCACCGAUUUGUUGACGCACUGAAAGGCAACUUCGGAAUUCUUGCCCGAAGUAGAACAAGGCAACGGCAGAAUUACUCACCGAACAAUAAGGCAAGUGCAACUUCGAAACUACAGCGCGUACACAAAGAUGUCGGGAACUUGGAAAACAAAGGAAGUCCUUAUAGACGGAAAGAUAGUCUAUGAGGUUCCAGAACACCUCGAGCUUAUCAAGAAGGUAAUGCUCGGUGUAGAAUCAGAACAUAGCUAUUUAUCGGAGGAGGGUACUUAGAUGCUUUUUGAAUCUAAUGUUGUGACACAGCUUAAAAAUGAUGCAAGCGUUGGAGAAGCUAAAAUAUUCAUUGGCCAAUGAUGAAUUAGCUACCACGUCCUGACUUAUCACCUUCAGGUCGGAUCAGGGGCUUAUGGAUGCGUCGCAUCAUUCAUGGACAGCAAGCGGAAGGAAAAAGUUGCGAUAAAAAAGAUAACAAACGCUUUCGCUGAUCUCAUCGACGGAAAACGAAUACUACGCGAGAUAAAACUCCUGUCGCAUUUCAAGCACGAUAACAUCAUCCAGAUUCUGGUAUUUUAGUCCAGUAGUGUUUUUAAGAAGUGCGUUCUUGUUCGCAGAUCAUGUUUGAUUUUAAUGCAGAAAGAUGACUCAGAGUCUUCGAGUACAUGGUGAUAUUUUUUUGUGCCUAGAUCCCGCCCAGCAUUCUUGCUAGAUUACACAAACAUCUUACAGGACAUAUUUCCACCAAAGUCACGAGACUUCGAGGAUAUCUACAUCGUCACAGACUUGAUGGAGACGGAUUUGCACCGAGUUAUCUACUCCAAACAAGCACUUACUGAGGAGCACGCGCAAUACUUCAUUUAUCAGGUACUACAUGUAGAUGUGCCUAUUGAUGUAGUCCAUGGGAGUAAUUACCGUAGAAGUGGCGAUGGAUUAGUGUUAAUCAUACAGUUUCUUGAUCUUCAUUUUGAGUUUGUUGGUCCUUUCUAUCAGGAGAGGGUAACGGAAAUUACAUCUGUGGCAGAAAUUCUGUAGAAAAAGGCAACAUACAUCUCAAACUCAUCUGCGAAAUCCAAAGGAUCAAAUCAAUCAGAAAAACUUUUUUACCAGGUUCUCCGCGGCCUCUACUACUUGCAGUCAUGUAACGUUGUUCACAGGGAUUUGAAGCCAAGCAAUUUGCUGGUAAACAAAAACUGUGACCUCAAGAUUUGCGAUUUUGGUCUCGCACGUGGCAUGAGCGAGGAUGAGGAUGAUCCAGGUGCUUUCUUUGUUAUUUUUUUAUGUCAGCAUUAGGGUCUGCCCUGCUUAGAUUUAGGCCGCUAUGAAGCAUGUCAGUUUCACACUUCAAUCGGCUAACAAACUGUAAUACAUUAUUUUUUUUAUCUCAGCAAGACAACGAAGGGCGGAGGACGAGUCGUUCUACCACACAACAUUUCUACUCAUCAAGGGAAAAUAUUACUUUUUUUUCUCAUUCUUGUUGAUUCAGGUCUAACGGAUUAUGUUGUGACUCGGUGGUAUCGAGCUCCUGAGGUGGUUUUGGCAGCCUCAGCUUACAGCGAGAAGAUCGAUGUGUGGAGUGUAGGGUGUAUAUUAUUCGAGAUUCUUGCAAGGAAACCACUUUUCACCGGCAAAGAUCACUUGGACCAGAUUAGGAAGAUAAUAGAAAAAUGCGGCACACCACAAGAAAAAGACUUGGGCUGGAUUCCAGAAAAGGUAAUUUUUCAUACCAGGGAUGGGCACGUGUAAUUUCUUCUGUCGACAAACAGUUGUUUCGGGAUGUUCUCUUCGAUACCUCCUGAGAGAAUAGAAAUAAUUUAGUAAAUGCAUGUCGACCAAAUACAUGAAUAUCAUGUUGAUCAUGACCAAGAAGACCAUCUUAGAUGAUUAAGAUGAAUCACGACACCAAAAACAUCCUCUAGCUACUUACAUGACCAACAUGAUGACCAUUAGAUUAUUAUCCAUUUAUUUUGCAGGGGCCGAGUCGAAAGUUUUUGAAUAAGUGUCCCCACUCGCCGGGUAUCAGAAUGCAAGAGUUAUUGCCGAAUGUUACGGAAACAACUAUCGAUUUUAUCAAGCGCCUCCUUACCUUCGACCCAACGCAAAGAAUAGCAAUUGCGGUAAGCAGUUAUAGCUGGUGUUUAUGGAUGAGGGCAGUUCCAUAUGGAUGAAUUCAAUAAGUAAGUACAUCACAUCAUUUAUCUUCUGAGUGAAGAAUCAACAUGGAGAAAAUUCAUGCAAAUCUGUACGACAAUUUUGUUGUUGUAGAAAAGUGACAAUCUUCUUGAUCAACAGGAUUGCAUGCAGCAUCCGUAUAUCAAGGACCCCGACUAUCCAGAGGAAGAACCAACCGGCCCAAAGGUAGACUGGAAGUGGGACGCAUUUGAACCGACAAAACCCUUGCUGCAAAAGUUUGUCUACGCCGAAGCCGGAAAGUUUCAUCCGGAAAUCUUGAACGCAUGAUAGCGGAAAAUACGGCAGUUGCAGUUUCCCCUUCCCUCUUUCUCUUUUUUCUUCUCCCCUCCGUCCCCGCAUGUCCUUAGAUUCUGAUUCAUGUCCUUCAGGAGGAUUUAUGUUGUGUAGUCUUAGCACUUACUCUACUUCUUCGUUUUUGUUUUUACAUAUCCUCCUUUGAUCAUGUUCCCGGCAACAAGUUGGGCUGGACGCGAUGGAGUGCUCAUCUCAUGACUUCUUCACUGACUAGUAUCUAUAAGUAAUGAAGCUCCUUGUUCUAGUCGUCAAGUUCAUCAUCUGCAUGAUAAUUGAUUCCACGUUUUUUUCUUCCAGAUUUAUAUAUUUGUUGAUCAUUGCCUGUACGUUCGUUCUUAUUCCUAUUGAUUCUUACAAGGACAGCGGCAACCGAAGCGCUUGGACCACGUCGUUGCAUAUUUUUUCUCUGACUACUUCUACAUCAGUUCACCAGUGUACUGCGCGAAACGUCUUCUAGGAUCUUGCAUGUCCAGGUUCUUAUUGCAUCACAAAUACAAACAUUAUUGUCAACUUGCGCGGUCGCAAAUGGAAGUAGAAAGAUCAGCAGUCCGCGAAGCGAGUCUCCUGCGAUCCUUUUAAUGCAGUGGCAGCUUUGGCCCAGCUCGGCUAGCAC
Molecule: messenger RNA, 3719 nt
Organism: Amoebophrya sp. A25
Lineage: Eukaryota; Dinophyceae; Syndiniales; Amoebophryaceae
Source: the annotation of a GenBank genome assembly